CAUAAAGUGAACAUACAUAUAAAUAUACAAAUAUAUAAACAUAAAGUUAACGUAUCUUUCAAAAAAGUUGCCCAGUGAAGACUUAAGUGCACUGUGAAUCAAUUCGAGUAACUUCUCCUUCUCUAAGAGUGUGUGUGUGUGUGUGUGUGCGAGUGCACAAAAAUCAAUUGCAUUUUAUUUUGGAUAUAAAUUGAAGGAGUCGCCACCGCAGAAUGCAACGCAACAAUCGAUGCUUGGCCCUAGUCCUGCUGGCCAUGGGCCUGUGCGCCUGCGCACAUGCCGCCGCCACGGGUGCACCCUCAGCCACGGCCACCACGGAGAAGCCGAAAGGAUUUUCCGCGCGCUCCCUGGAUGUGAGUGCUAGCGGCGAUGAUGAGGAUGAGUUUGAGACGCAGGCACAAACACAUUUGGCCUAUCGCCAGCCGCAGCAGCAACAGCAGCGACAGCUGUACGAGUACAGUGAGGAGGAUCAGGAGGAGGCGCCGCGCCAGGUUUACAUCAAUCGCAACAAUGCCAAACAGCAGAACAAUUAUCUCAAGAAGCGGCCGGUGAGCGAGGAGAGCGAGGAGGAGGAGGAAGAAGUUGAGGAGCCCGAUCGUCUGUCCACGCUGCUUAGCAAGUCCUCCUUCAGCUGCACGGAUCGCAACUCUGGCUACUAUGCGGAUGAGUCGCUGAGCUGCGAGGUCUUCCACUACUGCCAGGAGAGUCAGAAGCAUUCGUGGAUAUGCCCCGAGGGCUUCACGUUCCAUCAAAUCCAUUUGAUUUGCAUGCCCCCAUCGCACGACAACAUCUGCAAGCAGUCCUCCAAGUACCACAUUGUCAACGACUAUCUCUACAAGCCAAUCAAUCUGCAGGAGCAUCAAAGCAAACCGAAUGUAACGCUGCGCUACUCGGAGCGCUAUUUCCCAGAGAACUACUACGAGCACGAGCGCUACGACGACGAGGAGGAGGAGGAGGUGCAGCCAGCGCCCAGGCCACGCAUUCAGCAUCAGCAGCAGCACCAGCAGCAGCCACAGCAGCAUCGUCAAGCGCUUGCCUAUCAACCGCAGCAACACCAAGUGCGCGUCCAAUACCAACAACAGCCGCAACAGCAGCAGCAGGUCGUCACACAGAUACGUCACCAGCAGCCGCAGCCCACGACAAUCGCCUAUCGGAAGCCAUUGCCCACGACAACCAUACAGCCACAGAUACAACCACAGCUGCAGUUGCAUCAGCUGCAUCAGCAUCAUCAGCAGCAGCAGCAACAGCAGAGGCCGCAGACGCUGGCGCCCACAGUAACACCGGCGCCACAGUACCGCUUCUUUACGGCCGCGCCGCUACAGCAUUUGCAUCAGCAGCAGCAGGUCUACCGUACGCCCGAAGAGAUAAAUAUAUCGCUGCAGCAGCGCCGGCCACAGGUGUUCAUUGCCUCAACAACGCCGCGCUACUAUGAGGAUGAGUACCUGUACGAGCGAAGGAAGUGAGCAUCAUGAGUUGGCCGUCUCGUCUGACCAGCUGGUCGCACUCAAUGCAAACAGUCUUGUCGUUCCACGCCUUGUGUUUUGGAGUGUUUCUCUUUAGCUUUAAGCUCUGUCAGCGCCCUCUGUCACUAGACACACACACAUGUAUAUGCUAUAACAACUAAAUAGUCCCAAAAUUUAGCGCGAGUUUUAUGUACCUUAUUUGUAAUAUUUAAUGUCCUGCUAGAAGAAUCCGCCUUCUAACUCAUUUCGUUAAUAAAGAAGCAACAUUAAGUUUAA
Drosophila montana is the source of this 1739-nucleotide messenger RNA. RefSeq names its product putative mediator of RNA polymerase II transcription subunit 26. Bases 213 to 1463 code for a protein of 416 amino acids. The transcript has 3 exons. Gene Ontology annotation, cellular component: extracellular region. Gene Ontology annotation, molecular function: chitin binding. The record is from RefSeq and is a predicted model, not a curated record. NCBI's taxonomy places the organism in Eukaryota, Metazoa, Arthropoda, Insecta, Diptera, Drosophilidae.